UCUCGAUAAUGAAAUGAAUCGUCCAAAAAAGUUGAAGCUGAUGAAAGUAGUUUGACCCCUCCACAUCUCCCAACUUGGUGGUCCUUAGCUUCGCACACACCACAUGCUCUCUCUCUCUCUUCUCUUUCUCUCUUUAGCUCUUCUCUCUUUUGCUAAGCCAAAAAUGGAAGCUUUACUCUAUUGACGACGAGAUCCUUCCCUCUUUCUGUAAUUUACAGCUUUUGAUAAUGAAAUGGUGUGAAGGGAGGGUCCUACUUUCUUGAAGGAUUUUUGCCCCCACAAUCUCUAAUGAAUGUGAAUUAUUGGUGAGCCAAAAAAAAAAAGUUUUGUGAUGAAAGAAUGAUGAGAGGGUAUCUUUUUUGUUGGUCUUGUUAUAAAUGUGGAUGAAAUUGUGAUUGAAACUUACUCUAAAAGUAUUAAAAAAAAAAAAAAAACAGAACAUUUUCUUCUUCCUCUGGGAUCCAUAAGUUUUAGAUUUUGGUGGUCAGUGUGUCGGAUGGAGUGUAAUGCGAAGCCAUCGUUUCAAUGGGAAUUGGAACAUUUGAUAUCUUUUGGUACUUCAUCAGCUGAAAUUCCUAGAAAGCUAAAACCAAUGGAGUGGGAAAUUGAUGGGUUUGAUUGCACCUCUCUGUAUUCUUCAAGCUUUGCUGCAGUAGCUUAUGGUGGUAGUUCAGGUUCUGAUCUAGCUAAUGCUUUCUCUAAAAGCUCAAAGUCAACUAGUUCUUCAUCAGCUGAAGUGAGAACACAUAAUUUUACAUCAGAAGCUGGUGAAAGUCUUCCUGGAGAAUUAGGCAGCAGUGAAGAGUUUGCAAAGGGAAUUGAUACUUCUCCAAGUCGUGAACUUUCUUUUGGCUCUGGUGAUCCUGUUCUCGGUUUAAAGCUUGGUAAACGAACGUACUUUGAAGACUUUUGGGAAGUGGAAAAUGCGAAAGGUUUGGGACUUCCAGUUAGCCUUGCUUCGUCUUCUGUUUCUCCGGUGAAGAAAUCGAAAUCCAUUCCUCAGAGGUUACAAACUCCUCACUGUCAAGUUGAAGGCUGUAAUCUCGAUCUCUCAUCAGCUAAAGACUAUCAUCGGAAACACAGGAUUUGUGAAAACCAUUCAAAGUUUCCUAAAGUCGUUGUGAGUGGCGUAGAGCGUCGGUUUUGCCAACAAUGUAGCAGGUUCCAUUGUCUCUCUGAGUUUGAUGAGAAGAAACGUAGCUGUCGCCGACGCCUCUCAGAUCACAAUGCAAGACGUCGCAAGCCAAAUACUGGGAGGACAUAUGAUGGGAAGCCACAGGUGGAUUUUGUAUGGAACAGAUUUGCUCUUAUCCAUCCAAGAAGUGAGGAAAAGUUUCUAUGGCCAAGUUCGAAGCCCGUACCAUCAAGAGGGUUAAUGCCGCAACCUGCAAAGACCGAGACUUCCAAUGAGCUGUUCACUGAGCACAGUAGAUUUGGAUUGUUGGACCCCAAAACCAAAACCGCAAGAACCGAGUUAUUCAAUAAAGAAAAGGUCACAAUCUCUUCACACAUGGGUGCUUCUCAAGAUCUUGAUGGUGCUCUCUCUCUUCUGUCAAAUUCAACAACAUGGGUUUCCUCUGACCAACCAAGACGUUUUACCCUUGAUCACCAUCCCACAAGCAACCUCCAACCUGUGGCUAACCGUUCUGCGACUCAACUCAAUUCAGUGUCCGGCUAUUGGCAGCCGGAUCCACCCGCAGUUGAAGGCCCGACCGCGCUGCAUAGAAACAGGGUAGGCCAGUUUAAUGAAAACUGCUUCAGCUUGAACCAGUUUUAUAACUGAAAGUGUAUGCCUUUUUAAAUCCUAAUAAGAUAUUUUAUGUUAAGGAUCAGGCAAGCUAAUGUUAAGUUAAGAUAGGAGCUGUGAAACUUGCAAGACACCAAAUCCUCUCUUCUUUUUUGUCCAAAUAUUUCCAUGGGUUAGAGAGCUUUGACAAUUGUCUUAAAAUCAUCUUGUCGUGUUAUACAUUAGGAUUAUAAAUC
Messenger RNA from Arabidopsis lyrata subsp. lyrata, 1983 nucleotides. Its product is annotated as squamosa promoter-binding-like protein 2. The transcript is spliced from 6 exons. Gene Ontology annotation, cellular component: nucleus. The record is from RefSeq and is a predicted model, not a curated record. Gene Ontology annotation, molecular function: DNA binding. Bases 497 to 1783 code for a protein of 428 amino acids. Lineage: Eukaryota; Viridiplantae; Streptophyta; Magnoliopsida; Brassicales; Brassicaceae.